AUGACAGAAGAGUUUCCAACACCUCAGUUAAUAGAUGACCUGGAUUUAGAAUCAUCACACGAUAGAACUCGUGUAUUUAAAGACUUAUUAGCAGGUACAGCAGGUGGUAUUGCACAAGUAUUGGUUGGCCAACCUUUCGAUACUACGAAGGUGAGAUUACAAACCAGUGAAGUGAACACAAAUGCUGUAAAAGUGAUAGAAGAUCUACUCAAAAAUGAAGGUUUUAUGGGGUUUUAUAAAGGUACUUUAACACCUUUGAUAGGUGUUGGCGCUUGUGUCUCUUUGCAAUUCGGUGUAAACGAGUACAUGAAAAGAUUUUUCCGUGAUAUUAAUGGAGAUGGGUCUACUCAACUAACUUUGAUUCAAUAUUACUUGUGUGGUGUUGCAGGUGGGUUCACGAAUUCGUUUUUAGCUUCACCCAUUGAGCAUGUAAGAAUCAGAUUACAAACCCAAACAGGAUCUGGAGCUUCUGUGCAAUUUAAGGGACCAGUUGACUGCCUCAAGAAAUUAUGGUCCAAUGGACAGCUAAUGCGUGGGUUAACUCCAACAAUGCUAAGAGAGUCGCAUGGGUGUGGUGUGUAUUUCUUAACUUACGAAGCGUUAGUGAGCCAACAAGUCAAAUCUGGUAUUGACCGUAAGGACAUUCCAGCUUGGAAACUCUGUUUAUACGGUGCCGCCUCCGGUACACUACUUUGGACGAUGGUUUAUCCUCUAGAUGUAAUCAAAUCGGUGAUGCAAACUGAUAAUCUUAAAGCACCUAAGAGUGGUAAUAAUAUUGUAUCCGUUGGAAGAAGUAUUAUUUCUAAACAAGGUGUUCUAGGCUUAUUUAGAGGAUUUGGGCCAACUAUGUUAAGGGCUGCUCCUGCAAACGCUGCGACCUUUGCAACAUUUGAAACUGCCAUGAGACUAUUGGGCUAA
This is a messenger RNA of Kluyveromyces marxianus DMKU3-1042, 918 nucleotides long. RefSeq names its product organic acid transporter (gene YMC1). The transcript has a single exon. Gene Ontology annotation, molecular function: L-ornithine transmembrane transporter activity. The coding region runs from base 1 to 918 and encodes 305 amino acids. The record is from RefSeq and is a predicted model, not a curated record. Gene Ontology annotation, biological process: mitochondrial L-ornithine transmembrane transport. Lineage: Eukaryota; Fungi; Ascomycota; Saccharomycetes; Saccharomycetales; Saccharomycetaceae.